CAGCAGCAGAAGAAGAAGCGGCAGGAACCCUCAAAGAAGUAGACGAAGAAGACAUCACUCCUGUCAUGUAAUCAUAAUGUGACCAAGGUUAUCCCGAAGAUACUGAAGAAGAACAUGAGCUUCAUCUGAUAAAAGACAGAGCGCCAUCUCAUCUCGCCCAGGUCGCCAUGAGCGUCCCGUGUUUCUUGUCCUCCGCUGCCCGAAGCUUCAGCCUGCCGCGUCCGGCCGCCGGUCUGCUCUGCUGCCGGCUGCGGAGCUCCAGCUCCGUCACAAGUAGAAGGAAUAUGACUUCCAAAAGGCAAAUGGACCAUCUGGAGAGAACAGCGAGCAACUCCAGACAAUCUGCUCUGUAUCCAGCUCAAGUCUGUGGCAUCAUGAACGAGUCUGACUCGGUGAAACGUUUGAGAAUAGCUGUCCACCCAGACUUCAGCUUCAGAGCAGGACAGUGGGUGGAUUUCUUCAUCCCGGGCGUGGAGAAGGUGGGAGGAUUCUCCAUGUGCUCCAGCCCGGGUUUGCUGCAGAGGGAGGGUGUUGUCGAACUGGCCGUCAAAUACGCCAGACACCCCCCUGCACACUGGGUCCACACCGCGUGUACAGUGGGCUCCCAGGUGGCCAUGCGUGUUGGUGGGGAUUUCUUCUUUGACCCGUCGCCUUCUGACCCCUCUGUGGAUCUGCUGCUGGUAGCCGGCGGCGUAGGGAUCAAUCCCUUGUACUCCAUCCUGUUGCACACCACAGAUCUGCUACACCUCAGCCGGGCUUCUGGUGGGCGGGACUACAACAUCGGCUCUGCCCACCUCUACUACAGCGCCAAGAACACUCAGGAGCUGCUCUUCAAGAGCUCGAUCAUCGAGGCGUGUCGGGAGUUUCCUGACAAGUUGUCCUGUGACUUGCACGUCACGCAACAGAGCGCAGAUGUCGACCCACACCUCCAGCCAUUUGUCAGCUGUGGGAGAAUCACUGAGGAGGAGUUGAGGACUCACGUGGACCCUCAGAGGACUUUGUGCUUCCUGUGUGGCCCUCCGCCCAUGAUUGAAGCAAUUUCAAAAUCCCUCAUGGAUAUGGGCCUCACAAAAGACAGAAUCCUCUUCGAGAAGUGGUGGUAGAACCUCCUACGAUUCCCAGAAUCCUACAGGGUUGUACUCCUGGCUUGCACUCCUCUUUGCAGUCUUCAGGGGAGGGUGUAUGAGGUGUGGUGUGAAUGGAGAGCAACUGACAUACGGAGUAUUAUGGACAUUAGUGUGAGUGCUCAGAUGCUUGAAGAAGUUGACCCUCUGAUCCCGACUGCUGCAACCUGUGCCUGAUCCAUCAUAGACCACUGGGACCGCCCACUCUUCAGCUAGCAGCUGCCUCACAGACACAAUACAGAUGAGUUUUAUUCUUAUGAUUUAAAGAGGAAAACUGAACUAACAAUUCUGGAAAAAACACUGCUCAGCCAUGCUGAGUAAAACACAGAUCUUUAAGAUAAACACAUUGUGAAACAGCAGUUGCACAUCUUCAAAUCUCAUUUUCAGUUUAAACAUGCAGUGCUCUAAAUUAAUGAAUUAUAUCCAGUUUUAAUCCAACUUUUAAACAAUGUUUACGCACUAAUUUAUCUAUGCAGACAUGUUUAAGGUGCAAUAUGUGCGAAUUUUAGUUGAAAACGUAAAAAAAAAAAUUAACAACAACUUGCAACAGAAAGUAAAGUAAUAUCAUUUUUGUCCAUCAGAUAUCUAUAACCAGCUCGUCCUGGGCCUGAAUACCUCUUACUCCCUGCGGUCCAAAGCUCCUCUGCUAGCAGUGUUGACACCAACACUUCCCUAGUGGUCCAGCUAACUGAGCUAACAAGCUAACAGUAGCCACAGUCAUGGGUGUAUAAGUAGAAGACAGUUUGCAGCAGUUACACUGGUGAGGACUCUUGGAGUGUGAAUUCAAGGUGUCCAAUUCUCACAUAUUGCACCUUUUUAAAGCAAUAAUUUGACAUUUGGGGAAAUGUUAAUUUUGUUCCUUGCAAAAUCUUCGAUGAGAUGAUCACCACUACUCUUGUGCUUGUUUGCCAAACGUGAAGCUACAGCCAGUAGCUUAGCUAGUUCCCAAAGUAUAGUUAGAGCACCAGCUGCCUGACGUUUAUGUUUCACUUUAAGCCUUAACGUAAUUAAAUUGAGAUGUAUAAAAUUCUUCCUCUGUACGGUUGACACGUGUAGGGAAACUAGCAGUACCAAAACAGUGUUUUCUGCUUCUCAUAUCUGCUGUUAAGUUAGGGUUAAUUUUAAUAAUUGAAUUUUUAAAUUUGUAGUAAUUUCAGGCAACAUGUGGAUCGACUCACCUUUCGGAUCCAGCACCUCAAGGGCCAUUUGAAGAACUGCAGUCUCUGGCGUUUCUGCACUGGCUUUAUUUUUCAGCCCUAACUGGCUUCAGGCAGAACAUUUGAAACGAUCUUUAGCUCUUUAUUUAGUGGACAGAUGCGAGUGUGUUGUAGAUCAUCUUAUCAAACUCUCGGCAAGAAAGCAAAUGAGAGCAUUUCCUAAAAUGUCAAUCGCUUUAAAUCCUGUUGGAUCACAGACACAUUGAAGCUCAAUCUGUACUGUUAUUUUACAUUGUUUUAAGGACUGACUCAUUCUCUUCUAUCAAAAUACCUCUGCUACUUUUAAAUGAGUUCUUAGGUGUUAUACUAUGUGUUUAUAUACUUGGUGAAAUAACUCAGAGCUAUUUAUUUGCAGGACUGAGGAUUGCAGAGAUCGGGUUUUAACUUUGAGUUACAUUGGAGCAACUGUUUUUCACAUUUUACUCACAUGUAAACUUAACAAUCUCCCACAUCUUGGCCAGUGUCCCCGCCCAGUUUACUCACUCUCACACUGUUACAUGCAAACGCAGUGCAUCUCUCUCUCUCUCACACACACACACACACACUUCCACUCAAUCACA
Molecule: messenger RNA, 2901 nt
Organism: Acanthopagrus latus (yellowfin seabream)
Lineage: Eukaryota; Metazoa; Chordata; Actinopteri; Spariformes; Sparidae
Gene: oxnad1
Product: oxidoreductase NAD-binding domain containing 1
Exons: 8
Coding region: 168-1103 (311 amino acids)
Cellular component (GO): mitochondrion
Molecular function (GO): oxidoreductase activity
Source: RefSeq, a predicted model, not a curated record